Messenger RNA from Pogoniulus pusillus (Red-fronted tinkerbird), 1799 nucleotides. It is a transcript of the gene KLHL34, whose product is annotated as kelch like family member 34. Gene Ontology annotation, molecular function: protein binding. Bases 1 to 1779 code for a protein of 592 amino acids. The transcript has a single exon. The record is from RefSeq and is a predicted model, not a curated record. Lineage: Eukaryota; Metazoa; Chordata; Aves; Piciformes; Lybiidae.
AUGAGCUACUUCCUGUCCUACUGCAAAGCGCACUGCGCCGCCGUGCUCGCCCACUACCAGAGCCUGAGAGCCGAGGGCUUCCUCUGCGACAUCCUGCUGAAGGUGAAGGAAAAUGAGUUCCCCGCUCACAAGUCCCUCUUGGCGUGCUCCAGCGACUACUUCCGAGCCAUGUUCAAAAGCUACACCCGGGAAUCCCAAGCCGCUGUGAUUCAGCUCCAGGUCAUCUCCCCCACCGGGCUGCAGCACAUCCUGGAUUUCAUCUACACUUCCUUUUUGCCCCUUUCCUUUGACAGCCUGGAAGAUACCUUGGAAGCCGCAAGCUACUUGCAAGUGACCGACGCCAUCGGCUUGUGCAGUCAGUACCUGGCUAACAAUCUGGCCGUGGAGAACUGCUGCUUCUCUGCCAACGUGGCCAGGAAGUUCUACCUGCCGGAUGCCUUAGCAGCCACAGAGAAAUACAUCGUCAAGAAUCUCUGGAGGCUGCUGGAUUUGGAUUUGCCAGGGCUGCUGGAGCUGAACUUCAGGUCUUUGCUAGCCGUGGUUCAGUCGCCAGAUCUCGCCACGGUGGAAGAAACCUGCCUGUUGAAUCUGGUGCUGCAGUGGCUGAAGCAGGAUAAAUCCAGGCUGGCUCACGCCAGCAGCCUUUUGGAGCACGUAAGAUACGGCCUGGUCCCCGUGCAAGAGCUGAGGAAAACCUACACGCAGCCAGAAGUGCCUCUCUCUGCAGGUAUUAAGUGCUUGCUGAUUAAAGCCAUCAAUUACCACACGUCUGUUUUCAAGCAGCCUGUCCUGCAGGACAAGUCCACCACGCUGAGGAACCCAAAAACUGGGAUCAUCCUGCUGGGGGGAGGGACAGCGAGCGAGGGGCUGGUCACCGACGUGGUGGCCUUCGACGUCUACCAUCACAAGUGGCGAGCGCUCACGCGGCUGCGGGACGGGCUGCAGAACCACUGCGUGUGCGUGGUGGAGAACUUCCUCUAUGUCCUGGGGGGGGAAGUAGAAAGUGGUGGCCCAGGUGAGGGGAAAAGCGAGAAGGUCUUCUCGGUUACCAACCAGGUCCACCGCUACGAUCCCAGGUUCAACACGUGGGCGCGACCCGCGGGCAUGCUGGAAAAGAGGUGCCAGUUUUCCUGCUGCGUCCUGGGCAAGGAUAUCUUUGCCAUCGGUGGGAGGGGUGAAGGUGGAGGGCUGCAUUCCUCUGUGGAAGUCUACAGCAUCAGCAGGGAUAGGUGGACGAAGGCCAGGGAACUGCCGUGCAAGAUACACGGCCACGCCGGCGCCGUCUGCAAGGACGUUCUGUACAUCUCGGGGGGCAAGUGCUCAGAGCCAGGCAACACCAGCAAGGACCUCUACUCUCUGAGCUGCCCUGGGGGGCAGUGGACAAAGCAAGCCCCCAUGAGCAUCGCUCGCUUUGGGCAUCAGAUGGCCACGGUCAGAGAUGCCAUGUUCACCUUUCUGGGACUCUACGAACCCUUCUCUGAGAUAGAGAGAUACAACCCUGAGCAAAACCAAUGGACUCGGCUCAGGCCGCUCACCUACGACCGCUUCUGCUACGGGCUGGCAGUGGUGGAGGAAACAGUCCUGCUGAUCGGGGGCAAGAAAUGGCAGAACUCCAGGGAGGUGCCCACCCAAGAUGUGGUUGGCUACGACAUCGACAACGACGGCUGGGAAGAGAUCUGCAAAGCUCCCCUGCCUUGGUGUGGGCUGCAGUGCGCCGUGCUGCAGCUCUCCGACCAGCGGGACAGCGACAGCCAGUGGAAGAAGCUGCCCAGCUGCUGAGCUGGAUGGCUGUGCCACAA